Molecule: messenger RNA, 1806 nt
Organism: Colletotrichum acutatum
Lineage: Eukaryota; Fungi; Ascomycota; Sordariomycetes; Glomerellales; Glomerellaceae
Product: cyclohexanone 1,2-monooxygenase
Exons: 3
Coding region: 1-1806 (601 amino acids)
Molecular function (GO): flavin adenine dinucleotide binding; N,N-dimethylaniline monooxygenase activity; NADP binding
Source: RefSeq, a predicted model, not a curated record
AUGACUGCUUCCGUUGAAGCACCGGCCACCGCACCGGUCGACCCUGGCCCAGUUGCAACGUCCCGCGUUCCUAAUGAUGUGCCACGAAUGCCGGCACCAGAACUACCGGAGGUUGUCCAGGGCAAUACGAAAUUUCCGCAACAACCUUCAGUAAGCAAUCAAAAUGGCGUUUGCGACGAUCCUUUCAAGCUCGACACCAAAUUCGCCUACUCCCCUCGGAAGAUCAAAGUAUUCACCAUUGGUGCUGGCUUCUCUGGACUGCUCAUGGCCCAUAAGUUCCAGCACAGAUUUCCAGAGAUGCGAGAUAUCGUUGAGCACACAAUUUUUGAGGCGCAUAGCGAGGUCGGCGGUACCUGGCUAGUCAACAACUAUCCCGGCGUGCAGUGCGAUGUUCCAGCGCACAUUUACGUGAGUGCCCUGCCUGAAAUCCUCCAAUACAUGAAAGACACAGUCAAGAAGUGGAAUCUUGAUCGUGAUCUUCAGUUGAACACCAAGGUUGCUGGCGCUGUAUGGCAGGAAGAGCUUGGCCAGUGGAAAGUUACGGUAGAACACCAGGGCGAACAGCGUGAUGAAUUCUGUCACGUCCUGAUCUCUGCACAAGGUGUACUUGUUCACGAAUCCUGGCCAGAUGUCCCGGGUCUACGAGAUUUUGAGGGCCACAUCACUCACUCCGCUCGCUGGGAUCACGAUUUUGACUACUCCAACAAACGGAUUGCUGUCAUUGGAAACGGCUCUUCUGGCAUUCAGAUCGUUCCUCAAAUGGCCAAGCUACCUGGCACCGACGUUCUGAACUUCAUCAGAGGACCUGCUUGGGUGUACUAUCGCGCGCCUCCAUCCAAGCACCUUGGAAGGGACGACCCGGACCCCAACCCACGAUACACUGACGAGGAGAGGAAGAGGUUUCAUGAUCCCGAGUACCAUCUCGAGCACAGGAAGGGAAUCAUUUCACGCACCAACAAGUCCUUCUACAUCUUCAGGAAGGGCGAGAACAACAAAGAGGGCAUGAGAUUGGCAGCAGCGCAGAUGGCAGAAAAGCUAGGCCAUGACCCCGAGCUGUGUGAGAAGCUUAUUCCAAAGUGGGAGUUGGGGUGCCGGCGCAUCACGCCUGGGCCUGGCUACCUCGAGUCAUUCUUGCGACCAAACUGCAACAUCACCAACAGUGCCAUCACCAGCGUUUCGAAAAAUGGUGUUCACACAGCCGAUGGCAAGUUCUAUGAUUGUGACGUCAUUGUCUGUGCGACGGGAUUUGACGUUUCCCAUCGUCCAAGAUAUCCAAUUGUCGGAAAGGGGAACAUCGACCUUGCCACAAGAUGGGCUGAGGACCCUGACUCCUAUGUCUCAGUUGCUGUCCCAGACUAUCCCAACUACUUCAUGAUGAUGGGACCCAACUGCCUAGGUGGUCAUGGGUCCUUAGUGGAGUCUCUGAACUGGACAGGAGACUACUUUGUGAAGUGGGUGAAGAAAAUGGCUACAGAGGACAUCAAAUAUGUUGAACCAAAGCAAGAGGUCGUGGAUGCAUUUAUCAAGUACAGCGACCAAGUACACAAGACACUCGUAUGGAGCGGUGGCUGCAAGAGUUGGUACAAGAGGAACCGUGUCGAUGGCAGGGUUACAGCUCUGUUCGGUGGCAGUGCUCACCUUUUCAACCGGAUGCUAAGCAACAUCCGCGGUGAAGAUUUCAACAUUUGCUAUCGUACAUCAAAUCCUUUUAGGUUCAUGGGCAACGGGUUUACAGAAUGGGAAAUGGAUUCAAAGAGCGACUUGUCUUGGUAUGUAGAGAAAGCCGAGGUUUUGGGCAAGGUUUGA